This is a messenger RNA of Olea europaea var. sylvestris, 954 nucleotides long. RefSeq names its product mitogen-activated protein kinase kinase kinase 17-like. The coding region runs from base 1 to 954 and encodes 317 amino acids. Gene Ontology annotation, molecular function: protein kinase activity; ATP binding. The record is from RefSeq and is a predicted model, not a curated record. The transcript has a single exon. Gene Ontology annotation, biological process: protein phosphorylation. NCBI's taxonomy places the organism in Eukaryota, Viridiplantae, Streptophyta, Magnoliopsida, Lamiales, Oleaceae.
AUGGAUCACCACUGGAGUAAACGCCACAUUCUUGGUUCAGGUACGUAUGCUACCGUAUAUUUGGCAUCGAAGCUUAAUUCCCGUCUUUCCUAUUCCGUGGCCGCUGUGAAGUCCGACAAUUAUUAUGGCACUUCCCUGAAGAAGGAGGGAGAAAUUCUGUACAAACUUAGAGGUUGCCCCGAGAUCAUCCAGUGUUUUGGAGAAGAUAUAAGUAUUGAAAAGAAUAGACAAGUCUACAAUCUUCUCCUUGAAUACGCACCCGGCGGAUCCCUCGCUGAUCUGAUCCAAAAAAAUGGAGGAAAAAUCCCAGAAUCUCAGGUUGCAUGUUACACUUAUAUGCUGCUUAAAGGUCUCUCUCGCGUUCAUGAGAAAGGGAUUGUUCAUUGUGAUAUGAAACCUGAUAAUAUUCUCGUUUUUCCUAGUGUACAUGGCAGUACUAUACAAAAUCUCAAGAUAGCAGAUUUUGGAAUGUCCAAGACAACUGAAGAGGAGGAAGAGUUUAUUCCUGGGGAAUCGACCUUCAACAGAGGCGCACUGCAAUAUGCAUCCCCAGAAUCUAUAUCUAAAGGGAUACACAAACCAGUUACUGAUAUAUGGUCUCUUGGUUGCAUUAUUGCGGAGAUGAUAACAGGCGAAACCAUUUGGACUUAUAAGGAUGCGGAAGAUUUGAUCAAUCAAAUUAAUUCUCGUCAUCCACGUAUACCGCAAAAUAUUUCGUAUUGUGCAGACGAUUUCUUGAAAUUGUGCUUGGAAAAGAAUGAGUAUCAGAGAUGGACGGCCAACAUGUUAUUGGAUCAUCCAUUUAUUUUCACGAAUUUGUCAGCAUUGCCACUAAAUUUUAAGAAUCCAGUGCUGCCCAAUCCCUUUGGAUCCGAUAAAUGGGUUUAUACAUUCGACCUGUUUUCCCCUAAACGAAAGAUUGAACAAUCUACUGAUCAAUCGUUUAAUGUUUAG